AUCAGCAGUCACGCUGUCAAUGCUCAGGAUAUCACUUUUCACUUGCACACGAAAAGCUGCUUUUUACACAUUUUCGGCAUACGGCGUCAGUUGUCUCUUUGUCUUUUGCAAGGUUAGCCGAACCAGAGAAGGAGCAGCAUGUCUAAAGCAAUAGAUCGUUGGACACGUGCAGUUUUCUUCCUGGUUGUGUUGAUGGAGACUACUUUCAGCACCACUGAUGCGUCUGAUGUACGUCUCGUCGAUGGCAAUACUGGUUAUGAGGGUCGAAUAGAGAUUUUUCUGAAUAGAGCAUGGGGCACCGUGUGUGAUGACUCAUGGGGGCUACAGGAUGCUCAGGUCGCAUGCAGACAGCUCGGGUUCCCUGGUGCCGUUACGGCUACCUCCCAAGCGUCUUAUGGUCGUGGGAGUGGGCCUAUUCUUCUCGAUGACUUACUAUGCAACGGUAACGAAGCAAAUCUUGAAGACUGUCCACACAGAGGAAUCGGCGUCCAUAACUGUGGUCAUAAUGAAGAUGCAGGUGUUGUAUGCAGUCCGAGAGUUCGUUUGGUUGACCGCCCGAGUUCAAGCGAAGGUCGCGUGGAAGUGUUCUCUGGAGGUGCCUGGGGGACCGUUUGCGAUGAUUUGUGGGAUCUAAAUGAUGCCACUGUCGUCUGCCGAGAACUGGGCUUUUCGGGUGCACUGGCGUCCCUUUCACAGGCUACUUUCGGCCAGGGUAUAGGAUUGCAGAUACUGCUGGAUAAUGUCGGGUGCAGCGGACAUGAACUGACGCUGUUUGAUUGUCCACAUAAUGGUCUGGGGAUUCACAACUGUAACCAUUUUGAAGAUGCAGGAAUCAGAUGUGUUCCAAAACCUCGCUUAAUGGGUGGUAAUUCAUUAAAUGAAGGACGGCUCGAGAUCUUCCUGAACAGUCAAUGGGGCACUGUUUGCGACGAUUCCUGGGGUAUAGAGGAUGCCAGAGUGGCUUGCCGACAGCUUGGCUUCCCCGGUGCCAUCGAGGCUACCCAUGGAGGAUCAUUUGGAAGUGGAAGUGGGCCGAUUCACCUCAACAAGGUUAUGUGCCUUGGUUCUGAAACCAACCUGCAGAGCUGUUCUCAUGCCAGAAUUGGGAGUCACAUGAACUGUAACCAUUCUAGAGAUGCAGGCGUUGAGUGUUCUCCAGCAGUUCGUUUAGUUGACGGGACAAGCUCAAGCGAGGGCCGUGUGGAAGUGUUCUGGCACAGUACUUGGGGAACGAUCUGCGAUGAUGGCUGGGAUCUUGGAGACGCUACGGUCAUCUGCCGGCAACUUGGCUUCUCCUCCGCUGUACAAGCUCUGACCUGGUCUUCUCCCGGUGAUGGAUUAAUAUUACUUGAUGACGUACAUUGCAGUGGGGACGAAGAUACCGUGCUUGACUGCGUGAACAGCGGACCCGGGAUUCACGAUUGCGUCCACAAUGAGGAUGCUGGUGUUCGAUGCGAACCCUGUAGCAGUCGACCGUGCAUAAACGGAGGGACAUGCAGCAGCAUUGGAGGCACCUUCACUUGCCACUGUCCAGACCACUUCCGUGGAACCACAUGUGAAAUCGGCCCAGUGCUUCGGCUUGUCGGUGGUGGUGCGCGUAACAAAGGUCGACUGGAAAUCUUUCUCAACGGCGAAUGGGGCACAGUUUGUGAUGACUCGUGGGGACUAGAGGAAGCUACCGUGGCGUGCCGUCAGAUGGGUUUCCCUAACACAGCGAGCGCUCUUGUGUCGUACGGCGGUGGAGUUGGACAAAUUCAUCUGGACAAUGUCGUUUGCUCUGGUGUCGAAACAAAUUUGAUAAGCUGCCAACACGACACUGUAGAAAUACAUAACUGCAAUCACAUCAAAGAUGUCGGCGUGGAAUGUGCUCCAUCUGUUCGUUUAGUGGACGGUUUUACCGUCGGAGAAGGCCGCGUGGAGGUGUUUUCUGGUGGCGCUUGGGGAACUGUGUGCGACAGUGGCUGGGACCUGAACGACGCAACUGUCGUCUGCAGGGAGCUUGGGUUCCAUGGAGCGUUGCAGGCGUUGACAAAUGCUGCAUUUGGGGUUGACUACGGACUGGAUAUUCUCCUUGGUCGUCUGAGUUGUUCCGGUGACGAGGAAACGGUACUGGAUUGCGCACAGUUCGGAAGUCAAUUCUGUUACCACACAGACGAUGCUGGAGCGCGAUGUGUUGGUGGAUGUGUCGUCAGUUCUGACUUGUCCGACGGUCUUGUCAUAUUGUCGGAGCCGCUAGAUGUAUAUCCACCGGGUUUCGUGCUUGAGUUUGACUGCCUUCCUGGAUAUCAGUUAAGCGGAUCUGCAGUGCGAAUUUGUCAGUCAAACUUCACGUGGUCCGGGCAACCCAUCGAAUGCUUGGAGGAAGUCGUUGGGUGCAUGCUUACGCCAGAUCCGAAAGGUGUUCUCAUCGUUACUCCGUUGCAAGUGGCCUACUCCCCUGGUGUCACGGUGGCUUUCGACUGUCCCGACAGAUAUCGCCUGAACGGGUCAAGGAUGCGGAUUUGUAAGUCCGACCUGACUUGGUCUGGUGAGCAAACCGGAUGUCUGCCUGCAGGAUGUGACAUUACACCCGUACCAUCGGAUGAACUCGUGCUUGUAUCAGGCCAGAAGACUGCAUACCUUCCUGGUGACUGGCUGAAGUAUGACUGCCUGGACGGAUAUCAACUCAGGGGAUCCUCCGAAAGAGUUUGUCGGUCUGACUUCACGUGGUCUGGGCGAUCUGCUGAAUGUGUUCUUAAAGGUCAAGAAGCUUACUCUGCACCGAUUGCUCCGAUAGCGGCUGGAGCAGGAGGCCUCGUCGUCUUCAUCGUCCUGCUACUUUUUGCAUUCAUUUUCCUCAAAAUGAGAAAAGGCCGGCGCAGAUCAGGUGGUGACAGGCCAACAGGAAACCUUACCAUUGCUGCAAUAAGUUCUGAAGGGCUCAAGACCUCCUUGGUCAUCCAUGGGUUCCUUACCACACUAUUUGAUAUCCAAUAA
Acanthaster planci (crown-of-thorns starfish) is the source of this 2976-nucleotide messenger RNA. RefSeq names its product scavenger receptor cysteine-rich domain-containing protein DMBT1-like. The record is from RefSeq and is a predicted model, not a curated record. Gene Ontology annotation, cellular component: membrane. Lineage: Eukaryota; Metazoa; Echinodermata; Asteroidea; Valvatida; Acanthasteridae.